AUGACGGAAACUGACGGUAUCCAGCUCAAAAAAGCCACCCGCGCCAAAGGAAAUGGCGUCGACAACCAGGCUUUUGAAGUAGAGGAGGACAACAUUUCUGAUACUAACAGCAUCAAAAGGCAGACCCAAAAGACUAAAAAGGGAUUUCAAUCAUACUUAAGCCAAGUUUCCAAGCCGAUAAAUGCCACAGAGGAUUACAUCAAGGCUCAUUCACAAACCUUUAAAUAUGUUGUGCUGGGCAUACUUGGAGCAGGUUAUGUGGCAUACUUCAUUGCAGCCUGUGUAUUGGAUUUCCAGAGGGCCAUCGCUCUUCUAGUCCUCACCAGUUUAGCUGUUGUUGCUAAAUCAUAUGAACUUGUGAAGGAGUACAAAGGAGAAAGCAUCAGUCAGUGUUUCAGACCCGCAGUUAGAUGCUUUACAUCUAACCUAAAAUGGUUAAAAUGGGUUUUCAACCUAGCAGCUGCGGUCCUGCUUCUUCUGUGGCUCGUCUUAGACACAAGACAGCGUCCUGAGCAGUUUAUCUCGUUUGGAGGUGUGUGCAUGUUCAUCGUGCUUGUGUAUCUCUUGUCAGCACACAGGACAGCGGUGUCAUGGAGGCCUGUGUUUUGGGGACUCGGGUUGCAGUUCUGUAUCGGCCUUUUUGUUAUAAGAACACAGCCUGGAUUCAUCGCGUUCGAUUGGCUUGGAAAGCAAGUGACGAUAUUCCUUGACUAUACCAAAGAAGGGUCAGGUUUUGUUUUUGGGGAUCUGAUCAAAAACAUUUUUGCCUUCCAAGCUCUGCCCAUUGUUGUUUUCUUCAGCAGCGUGAUGUCAAUCCUUUACUUUUUGGGAAUAAUGCAGUGGCUCAUUUUGAAGAUCUCAUGGGUUAUGCAGAUAACGAUGGGAACCUCUCCCACAGAGACCUUGAGUGUUGCAGGCAAUAUAUUUGUUGGGCAGACUGAAGCUCCGCUGCUGAUUCGCCCUUAUUUGAGUGACAUGACCAAAUCUGAGAUCCAUGCUGUUAUGACUGGUGGAUUUGCAACCAUUGCAGGCAGUGUCAUGGGGGCAUUCAUCUCAUUUGGGAUUGAUGCAUCCUCCUUGAUAUCAGCCUCAGUAAUGGCUGCACCUUGUGCUUUGGCCAUCUCCAAACUUUCUUACCCAGAGACAGAGGAGAGUCGCUUCAAGUCAGAGAAGAAUAUCAAAGUGGCUUGUGGAGAUGAAAAGAACAUCUUGGAGGCUGCUAGCAGUGGAGCAUCUGCUUCAAUAGCCCUUGUUGCUAACAUUGCCGCAAAUUUGAUAGCCUUUCUUGCCAUCCUUGGGUUCAUAAAUGCAUCUUUGAGUUGGUUUGGCAGUAUGGUGGGAUAUCCUUCAAUCACAUUUGAGAUCAUUUGCUCUUAUGUAUUCAUGCCGGUGGCCUUUAUGAUGGGAAUACCAUAUGAGGAGACUUUCAUUGUGGCUGAACUAAUUGGGACAAAGCUUUUUCUCAAUGAAUUUGUGGCUUAUCAGAAACUAUCUGCACUGAAGGACAACAGAAUCAAUGGACUUGAUCAAAUUGUUGGAGACAAAAGACAAUGGAUAUCUAUUCGAUCAGAAAUAAUCGCCACUUAUUCUCUUUGUGGGUUUGCCAACUUAAGCUCCCUGGGUAUUAUGAUUGGAGGCCUGUCCUCAAUAUGCCCUUCCAGAAGAGGUGAUGUCUCCUCUAUGGUGAUGAGAGCUAUGCUCACUGCGACCUGUGUAUCUCUCAUCAAUGCUUGCAUUGCAGGGAUCCUCUUUGUUCCUCCACUUGACUGUGUGGAGCUGUUCACUCCAUCUGCUUUCAAUGCCAUGGAUGUAAAUAUACAAACUUGCUGCCAGGACCUCUUUGAAAACACUGUUAUCAAUGGGACCAUCUCGUUCGAAGGAUCGUGGAGCACAGUAGCAAACGCCACUGUGUUUCUCUCUAAAUGUUGUCAGUGCUGUGGUCUUUCUGAUGUGGCAGUUUGUAGUUAGAGGAGAGAAAGAUGUACCGGUGUCUGUUUUUGAUACUGUAGUUCAUUUACACGUCUCUCUCUCUGUUGUAUAUUUGUAUCACAGUUAAUGUAAAAAUGGGACACAAGAUGAGUGUAUCUUUCAUGUAUUGUUUUAUUUAAAUCCAAGGAUUUAAA
This is a messenger RNA of Cottoperca gobio, 2123 nucleotides long. RefSeq names its product solute carrier family 28 member 1 (gene slc28a1). Gene Ontology annotation, molecular function: nucleoside:sodium symporter activity. The coding region runs from base 1 to 1968 and encodes 655 amino acids. Gene Ontology annotation, cellular component: plasma membrane. The transcript is spliced from 18 exons. The record is from RefSeq and is a predicted model, not a curated record. NCBI's taxonomy places the organism in Eukaryota, Metazoa, Chordata, Actinopteri, Perciformes, Bovichtidae. Gene Ontology annotation, biological process: nucleoside transmembrane transport.